This is a messenger RNA of Psylliodes chrysocephalus, 1788 nucleotides long. The record is from the annotation of a GenBank genome assembly. NCBI's taxonomy places the organism in Eukaryota, Metazoa, Arthropoda, Insecta, Coleoptera, Chrysomelidae.
UCCGUUAAUUAAAAAGUUCAUCCGCUUCGCCGCGUUUUAGCGUACUUUUUGUAGAAUCUUUAAAUUCAUACAGCUCUGACAACAUCGUAAAAAACAACUUGUUGCAAAUGAGGUCUCCGCUCGCGAGCAUUUACAGACCCGCCGCCGAUUUACUAUUUCAAACGCGAACGGUCAAAUCUUCCAUAAUGUAACUGCUACGAUUUUUUUGAAAAAAAAAAUAAUAAUAAUAAAGUGCUCUCGUUACAAAAUGAACGCGGAGUGCAACGAAGACGUUCUUGGUCCCAAACGGGAUUCGUUAUACGUAGUGUUACCUCUAACUAUUAUAUUUGUAAUAAUAUUUAUAACGGGUUCAAUCGGAAAUAUCAGCACUUGCAUAGUUAUAGCUAAAAACAAAUCUAUGCACACGGCGACGAACUAUUAUUUGUUUAGUUUAGCUGUAUCAGAUCAGCUGCUGCUCAUAACUGGAUUACCGCAAGAAGUGUACAGUUUUUGGUCAAGGUACCCAUACAUUUUUGGAAGUACUUUUUGUUUUCUUCGCGGACUUCUUUCGGAAACCAGUGGUAAUUCUAGUGUUCUCAUUAUUGGAGCGUUUACAGUAGAGCGAUAUCUAGCGAUAUGCCAUCCGUUUCUUUCACACACUCUAUCGAACCUCUCAAGAGCUAUUAAGCUAGUUCUAAUAAUAUGGAUCCUCUCGAUUGGUUUAGCAAUUCCUCAGGCUUUGCCGUUAAGGGUGGAACUGAUAAACGGGACUUGUCGUCAGUGCGUGAUAUCAAAUAAUGCGUACAUAGAGCCCGUUUUUGAAGUGUCGACGAUCUUGUUGUUUAUAGUACCGAUGACCAUUAUUACGGUUUUAUAUAUACUUGUUGGGAUUAGACUGAAAUCUUCCAAUAACAUAAAUAAGUUGAGCACGCAUGCUAGGAUGCAGCGUAAGUCAUCGUGGAAGGUUGUUAAAAUGUUGGUGGCAGUUGUAGUGGCCUUUUUUGUAUGCUGGGCUCCAUUCCAUUUGCAGAGGCUUACUUCUAUCUAUCAGAAACCAACUGAAGAAACUCAAGAGACGCAUCUGAAGAUCUAUGCAAUGAUCACCUACAUAAGCGGCAUCUUGUACUACAUGUCUGCUACUGUCAAUCCUAUUCUGUACAAUAUUAUGUCCGUUAAAUUCAGGGACGCUUUCAGGGAAACAUUCUCCUGCUACUGGUUCAAAGAAAAGCACGUUAAAGCGCAACGGUCUCACUCAGUUGCAUCUAAAUCGAACAUGAGGUAUCCGGAUUCAAUUGAUUCUGGAAGUCAAGAUAACUCUAUGCAAUCUUUCAUGUUAUCAAUGCACAAGAACUCGUUAGAAUCGACGACAAUGACGGCAAUUAACAACUCCUUCAUGAAACGGAUGCAGUUAGAAAAGGAAUCCUUAGAAGUUGAACCAAGUAAAGAAUAGCUUUAUUCUUAAGCCUUUCUCCCUUGAACAGUAUUAUAAAAGCAGCAUCCAAUCUAAGAGAAACAGAAACGAUCCAAACCAUUUAUUUAAGGAUAACAGAAGAAAAUAAUGAUCGACCAAGAAUGGUUCUAAAGGAGACGUAUGUUGAGGCAUUCAAUUCGUCUUCUUUUUUAGGAUUAAGUUUGGAUUUUCAUUUAGAGCCGUGUGUAAUUAUCACGGACAUGUCUCGGUCAGGACCUACUUUAGAAACUUUUUUGUGGAUCAUUCUUUAUAAAUAUCUGAUAUCGAUAAUAGACCAGGGUCGAUAAUUUUUGAAACAAAAAAAAAUAAUAGUAGGAUGAAACCCGUUAAAAAAGGAC